Molecule: messenger RNA, 1362 nt
Organism: Melampsora larici-populina 98AG31
Lineage: Eukaryota; Fungi; Basidiomycota; Pucciniomycetes; Pucciniales; Melampsoraceae
Exons: 9
Biological process (GO): regulation of DNA repair; DNA-templated DNA replication
Cellular component (GO): nucleus
Molecular function (GO): ATP hydrolysis activity; enzyme activator activity; DNA binding
Source: RefSeq, a predicted model, not a curated record
CCACUCGCUGAGCGCGUUCGACCUACUACCCUCGAUCAAUGUAUAGCUUCUCCAGAUCUGAUUGGAGGGGGUGCAGGAUCAAAACCAGGCUUAAUACCGACCCUUCUUCAAACCGGCUCAUCAAUAACACUCUGGGGGCCUCCAGGUUCAGGAAAGACUACAAUAGCAAGAUGUUUAGCAGCUGGAUCAAAUCAUACGUUUUGCGAAUUAUCCGGUACAGAUUUUGGUGCGGCUGAAUGGAGGAAAUCAAUUAAUGAUCAUACUUCAAGAAUCAAUCCUUGGAAACGUUCUUCUUCCUCUUCUAGUGCGAUUCCUUUACGAAGACUUAUUGUUUUUAUAGAUGAUGCACAGCGUUUGAAUAAGACUCAACAAGAUUUACUUCUACCUCAUAUUGAUUCAGGAGAAGUCAUGAUGAUUUUAUCAAGUACAGAGAAUCCAUCCUUCAAAUUCACAAAUAGAUUAAUGUCCAGAACCCGUUUAAUCGAACUCAAACCUCAUUCUCACGCAAAUACAUUAUCUAUUCUUAAAAGAGCCUCUGAACUUGAAUCUUUUAAAUUCGAAGAAGAAGAAGAAAUUCUAAGUAGGAUUUCUAGGGCUGCUGAUGGUGAUGCUAGAGUUGCUUUAAAUCAUUUAGAUAUCUUGAUUCAUUUUUCUAAAUCUUCUGAAACUUCCAUCAAAUUUGAUGAACUCUCUGACAUACUUGGAAAACGGUAUGUUUUUUAUGACAACGACGGUGAUUGUCAUUAUGAUAUGAUUUCAGCUCUGCAUAAAAGCGUCAGAGGAAGUGAUCCAAAUGCUGCAUUAUAUUGGUUAGCAAGAAUGUUAGAAGGAGGAGAAGAUCCAUUAUAUGUGGCACGUCGAUUGGUUAGAAUGGCGUCUGAAGAUAUAGGUGCAGGUAAUCCUGACGCUCUAACUCAAGCCGUAAGUGCUUUUCAAGCAACCCAACUGAUCGGUAUGCCUGAAGCUGAUACAAUCUUGGCUCAAGUUGUGGUGAUGCUAGCCGAGUCACCUAAAAGUGUAAGAUCUUAUAAAGCGUAUAAGCGAGCAAAAACGUUGGUUGCCAAUUCGCCAGCUCACCCAGUUCCAAUUCAUCUACGAAACGCUCCAACUAAAAUGAUGGAACAGUUAGGAUAUGGAGCCGAUUAUAAAUACGAACCUGGAUAUGCUCAUCCAAUAGCCCAAGAAUUUUGGCCAGUAGGAAUCGAUUCAAAUCAAAGACAACUUUUAGCAGAAAGUGGAUCUUCUACAGGUGAGGCUAGCUCAGGCAAAAGCGUAGAUUUGAAAUUAUUAAAAGAAUGGGAAGACGUUAAAAAUGAUGGAGUACCUUGGCAAGGACGAUCGGGAUUGAAACUUGGAGAGUAG